CCUCGGUUGUGUAAGAACUUGGGAAUCAUUGCAUUUUCAAGAGCAGAGACACGGGACGGAAAAACAAUAAUACAAAAUCAAUCAGGAGCUGUGAAAAAUGUCAAUGUAAAAGAAGCUGUAGGGAAGGAGGAUUCCAAUGUGAACGCGCGCGUGCGCGCGCGUCUCGGGCCCACCGGGUUCGACCCCCUCCGCCCCUCGCGCGAAGGUUUGGAGGCACUGCGGCACAUUGCGCACACUUGCGGGCUGCGUGGCUCGGCGUCCAAAGGGGGGAGCGGAAGACGGGAGGAGGGCAAAGAGUCGCCGGGAGGGAGGGGAGCUCGCGUUCCUUUUCCCCGAGCGCUCACUUGACGGAGGCAGGAGCGACGCAACCGCCGAGGAAAACCAACGUCGCCGCCGCCUUCGUCGUCGUCGCCGGCCUUUAGCCUUUCUUCCGCGUGCGGCCCCUCGCCGACUGUUAUGGGGGCGACAGCGCGCUCCUGAGCGGGCUCCACUCGCCGUGAACCUCGGCUCUUGUGCUUCACGUCUACGCGGAAACAGGCGACAUGUCGAGGGGCUUUUUCGUCUUGAGCACGUUGUGUGUCGCAAACGAGCGGCCCUCACUGUAAAAGCAAGAAAAAAAAGACAACAUUCCUUGUGGACAUUUUGGCGGUUGGCAGCCAUUUGUUGUGAGCGCUGCUGAUUUUUUUUUGGUUUGUUUUCUUUUUCUUUUUUGGGGGCGUUUGUUGUAAUCAGAUACACGAGGCCUAUUUGAAAGGCAGCCCCGCCACGAAUAGCAGGCGCAAUAUUUAAAUCUUUUACCAUACAAUCUCCCGUUUUUCGUAUAGUCUCCAUAGUGUUUGACUCAUUCAAAGGCCUCGGCUCCUUUUUUAUUUUCCUUCUCCCCCCAUAGUUACAAGCACAGAGUGUGCGAGCAGCCGAGGGCCCCUCCGAUAAGCUCAAGAAGGGCAAAAUAGCAGCUUUUCUUUUCCAAUGUUAAUGUCGACCGACGUUGCAUCCAUCAUGCUGCCCGUGUGCCGCGGACUGAUGGAGCGGGAUCGAGAGCUCGACGCCCUGGCCGGGGUGCAUCCCGACGCCGGCGGCGCUCCUGCUGCCGUCCGGGGAAUGAAGCGAGGAGACCCGGAGCCCGACGGGCACGCGGCGGCCUCGCUGCUCGACUCUGCCGGGGCUGAGUGCAAGCGCCCCCGAAUGGAUGGCUCCGGCGAGGCUGGCCAGAAUAAUGACCCGCUGACCCUUGGUUACCAUGGAUACCCAUCUCACAGUCAGGGUUCCCAGGAUAGUACUUCCGGUCAGGAGGGACUGGUACCACCGCCUUUCGCAGCCUUCCCUCCUCCUCCUCCGCCUCCUCCCCAGAACGGUCUUGCCCUGGAUUACGGCGGCAGCCUGUAUGCGGCGAGCGGGGUGCAGGGCCCCGUGGAAGCCGGCGGAGCAGUGAACAGUGUCGUCAACGUUGUCAACAGCCUCAGUGGCCAAUCAGAUGUCUCCUCUCAGAUUGACGGUCAGUCAGGCUCAGGAGGCGGCGGCGGGGGGAGCAUCGGCGAUGAUUCAGACGCCAAGGGGAUGCCCAAACGCCUCCACGUGUCCAACAUUCCCUUCCGCUUCCGAGACCCUGACCUGCGGCAGAUGUUUGGGCAAUAUGGCAAAAUUCUCGAUGUCGAGAUCAUUUUCAACGAGAGAGGAUCCAAGGGCUUCGGUUUCGUAACAUUCGAGACGAGCGCGGAUGCGGAGAGAGCCCGAGAGAAGCUUCACGGUACCCUGGUGGAAGGCCGCAAGAUUGAGGUCAACAAUGCCACAGCCAGAGUGAUGACCAACAAGAAGAUGACGACGCCGUACUCCAAUGGCGAGGGUCUUGCAGCUCUACCAUACGCUGGCUGGAAGUUGAGCCCUGUGAUGGGAGCCAUGUACAGUCCUGAGCUCUACACGGUGCCGGGGUUUCCGUACCCGGCGGCGGCGGCGGCUGCCUCCACGGCCGCGGCGACCUUCCGCGGUGCUCAUCUGCGGGGACGCGCGCGGCCCGUCUACAGCCCGGUCAGGGCGGCCGUGCCGCAACCUGCCAUCCCCGCCUACCCUGGCGUGAUGGCCUACCAGGAUGGUUUUUACGGUGCGGCGGAUCUUUAUGGAGGCUACGCCGCGUACCGUUACGCCCAGCCGACCGCCGUAGCGACGCACGCCGCCGCAGCGGCAGCAGCUUACAGCGACAGCUAUGGACGGGUUUACACAGCUGACCCCUACCAUGCCGCACUUGCCCCGGCUGCCUACGGUGUUGGAGCCAUGGCCGCGCUGUACAGGGGGGGCUACAGUAGAUUCACCCCUUAUUAAAGACUACAUUUCCCAGGAGCUCUUGCAGCGACUUCAUCUGAAAGCGCUCCAUCUGUCGUCAUGAAAGUGGACCGCAUCCAGCUUGGAGUCAACCAUACCCACUCCCCAUCCCAGAGACGUCCCAUGUUUUCCUAUACACGCAGAAAUAGAGGAAUGCUGCAUCGAAGACUGACGGGCGGCCUUUACAUUCAAACGACAAGCAAAAAUCGCCACCUUCCCUUACUGCACGGCUGUAUUUUAAUCCCCCUUCUCAAUCCUCCCGCACUCAGCAGCACAAGAGAUGUUCUUCCAAAGGCUGUUUCCGUUUCCCUUUCGAUCUGCGGUCAGCCGUCGUCGAGAGCGACGUGCGCGCUCGAGCUCAGCUUUGGCAGCGGGACGCUAGAAAAAAAAUAAAGCUCACGGCUCCGAUUUCCCGUUGGCAGACGGCGGGACGCGGUGGCUCGCGGCAGGAGGGAAGCUUACUCGCGCUGGUCCUUACCUCGAGUUCUCUCACUACACGGAAACGAUCAACCUUUAAGUUAUGAUAUGCAAAUAAAUUAGUUUAGAGAAACAGUUACCAAAUUUAUAAUCGCUGGAAUUAUUAUCCCUAUUGUUAAAUAUCCAUUGUUGUUUUUUCUUGGCGUCAGCUACACUUUGCUAGCUAGGUUGUGGCCCAACGUGUUCUCACCCAGAAUUGAGUAGGAAAUGAUCAAAAUAAUAAUAAUGAUGAUCAUAAAAAGUUGAACACUGUUAACUCCCUCUUUCCUCAAGAAGUGGCCACGACAUGGAUUAUUGACUCAACUGUUAUUAGGGGUAAGGCUAUUUUUAUUUGUACAAUUGCAGCAUUUUAAGUUAAAAACAUUUAAUCUGCAAACAACUAAUUCAAAAACAGUAUGUAUAUUAAAUAAAUCUAUUAUAGCGAACAUAAUGUUCAUCAAUAUGGGCUCCCUGACUGAACUUUGACCCGGGAUGCCUUCUUAUCCUUUUUCUGGUGUCUGUUUCAGGAAAAUGUCCAAAAGCUUUCUCUCCGCUCUUUAAACGUCAGCUCUACAGAUGCCAUGUCCGCUAUCCAGAUGUUGUGUGUUGUGGGAAGGAUGUUUCCAGUGGCGUGUGGUGCUAACUUUCAUAGUUAGGGCACCCAUUGGUGCCACGCGAGGGGAUUACGGUGGUGUUUAUUUGAGGUUUGCGUCUGAGAUCGAGGCACAGCAGCGUCUGUUGGAGCGGCGGCUACUAUUUGACAAAAACAUCGAAAGCCCUAAGGGGGUAAGCUAAAUUUUCUUUUCUCGUAAUUAGUCUGUUUUUGUAUGAGAUCCUACUAAAUCCUCGCUAGAAUAUGUUGACGCCUUAAGAACUGAAAAUAAGCAUAUCUGUAUAAGUAAUAUUUUGCCUUUUGGCGAUGUUCCAGUUUCACUCUGCGCAUGUGCCGUCACACACAACAAGUGCAACGCUGCGCUGACGGCACUCUUAUUUGACUAGGGUUUGGUUUGGUUUAGUUUUUGGGCUUUGAAUCUACUAGUUGGAGUAUUGGCCGUGUACAACUUGGAUUUUUCACUCAUCCUCCAUCAUUAAUGAGCAACUCCAACACUGAUUAAGUCUUCCUGGAAAACAAAAUAGUAGGUAAUUGUAAGAGAGAUUCUGUCGACUUAAGAAUAAUUAAAAAAAAGGAAAAUAUUUAAAUGCAAAACACCUUACUAUUGUGCAUAUUUCUAUACUAUUGUAUUCUAUAUUUCCAAAUGUGGCUUUUUUGGCUUUUUGUUUUUGUUCCAAAGAUUUGUAGAAAGCACAUUUUUUGGAAUAUAUGUAUAAAUACAGUAUAUUACCUUUGUUAAUGUCAUCCUUGAUGAUCCUAUUGCUGUUUUUAUUUACUUUGUGUUCUUUUUAUAUCAGCAAGUGUCGUUGCGCCUACAAAAGGUGCAAGUUCAAACUCAAGCUUUCUUUUGUUUUUUUUAUUAUUAUAAUUAUUCUGAGUGAGUUUCUUGAGAAAAUCAUACCAAGAGGAGAACUAAAGGUAUGCAUGUAACACUAGCAGACCAUUAAUGUUUUUGUUAAUGGGAUUAUUUUGCAUGAUAUUUGACCAUACAUCACAAUAUACCGAAUGGACCGGUCGAUAGCACUAUUUGGAUUUAAUACAUUUCAAGUGAGAAGAUCUGCACACAUCAGGUUGUUUUAAAUUGUAUGUGAAACGUGGCAGAUUUUUCUUAUUUCUAUUUUUUAUGUGCUGCUCAUACAAAAAAAAAAAAAAAAAAAAAAAGGUCAUCAAAUAUUCAGCUAUAGAAUGUGUUCUGGACUAAAAACACAUUUAAAAAAACUAAAUAAAAUAAAAAAGGAUUAGCCGAAGAUGUUAACAAGAGUCCUCAGCACAUUUGCAAAAUGCUCUCAAACGGGCUCAGUCAAGGCAUGCAAAAACCAGCAUGAGUCUAACGCGCAUCCAAAAGUCGUUUUGCAUGAAUCUUGUCUUUCGUAUUUGACAUCUGAGACAUUUGCAUCUUUCCUGACCAUCUAAAUUGAUGGACGCCAUGCCCGAUGGCGCUCCUGAUUGCUCGCUGUGGCAACCAGGAUGAAAAAGAAUUUGGCACCUUGAUGGAGUCGUGGUUCUCCUGCCACUCGAUUCUCUUGACAAUUAAAAGUGGCUCCCCUUCUUCAUGGUUGCUUCAAGUUUUCAACCACUUCCUGUCCCCCCUUUGACUGCCAUUGUUAUUUUUUUGAAUUUAUUUUUUUUUUUGUAUUUGACUGUCCAUUUCCAAUGUUUUAUAUAAAAUUGUUUUGUUGUGA
Messenger RNA from Phyllopteryx taeniolatus (common seadragon), 5067 nucleotides. RefSeq names its product RNA binding fox-1 homolog 2 (gene rbfox2). Gene Ontology annotation, biological process: regulation of alternative mRNA splicing, via spliceosome; nervous system development. Gene Ontology annotation, molecular function: mRNA binding. Gene Ontology annotation, cellular component: cytoplasm; nucleus. The coding region runs from base 970 to 2316 and encodes 448 amino acids. The record is from RefSeq and is a predicted model, not a curated record. The transcript is spliced from 13 exons. NCBI's taxonomy places the organism in Eukaryota, Metazoa, Chordata, Actinopteri, Syngnathiformes, Syngnathidae.